AAAAUGGACAAACAACAACCAAGCAAAUCAAGGCCAUUUCCACUAACAACAUUAUUCAAACAGGAAAUGAACUCUGAAGGACAGCAGGUGACGUACAGAAUUCCAGCUCUCAUCUAUAUCUGUGACAAUCAAACCUUCCUUGCUUUUGCUGAAAAGAGAAAAACUGCUGACGACACGGAUGCAGAUGUCCUUGUGAUGAGAAAAGGAAUAUGGAAAGAUGAAGGAGUUGAGUGGAAUAGUGGUCAUGAGUUGCUCAGUUCAGCUUGUCAACCCAACCACCGUAACAUGAAUCCAUGUCCGGUCUAUGAGAGAGAUUCCAAGACCCUCUUCCUGUUUUUCAUCACUGUUCCUGUUGGGCUCUCUGAACGUGAACAAAUACAUAAAAAAGAGAAUCAGGCAAAACUUUGUUACAUAACCAGUAAGGACACUGGCAAGACCUGGAGCCAUAUUACAGACUUGACAGUAGAUGUGAUUGGUGAGCAGGUGAAGGACUGGGCCACCUUUGCUGUUGGACCAGGACAUGGUGUUCAAAUGAAGAGCGGGAGACUGAUUAUCCCGGCCUAUGUGUAUCCUUGCCACACACACAACCAUAAGCCCACAGCGCAUGCAUUUGCAUUCUACAGUGAUAAUAAAGGAAGCACUUGGCAUGUAGGAAAACGUAUGGAUGUUGAGUCUUGUGAGUGUCAGAUGGCUGAGAUCAUAGGCGACAAAGGUAACAGUACACUCUACUGCAAUGCUCGAAGUACAUCCGGCCAUAGAGUUGAGGCUCUAAGUAAGAAUGAUGGAGAAAAUUUUGACAAACGUUCAUCUAAACAUAAGCUGACAGAGACUGGACAUGGUUGCCAAGGAAGUGUGUUGAGUUUUGCUCCUGAUCAAGAUCCUGAGAACACAUGGCUACUCUAUUGCCAUCCAACCAAUCCAAGCAAGAGAACGUGCCUUGGCGUCUACUUGAAUAAAACCCCUUUGGAUGCCUCUGGAUGGGAGGAUCAUAAAUUGAUCAUCCAUUUUGGUCCAAGUGGAUACUCAGAUCUGGCUCAGUGUGGGGAUGGAAAACACGUUGCCUGUCUCAUGGAAUGUGGAGAGAUAAGUUAUGUUGAAGGCAUUGCUUUUGCCCUUUUUAAACUCAGUGAUAUCAUCCAGGCCAAAGGCACUGAAUGAGACAGCAAAACAAGUCAACAUUUUCUUUUAGAUAGUAAAUGAUUAAAAUACUACUAAAAUAAUGGACAUGUACUUAAACAACUGAAAUUAGACAUUUUUAGAUCUCCAAAAUAUGAAGGUCUUAUACAAAACAAAAGUUUGGGCUCAGUAAGAUUUUUUAGAAAAUAAUACUUUUAUUCAGAAAUGAUGCAUUA
This is a messenger RNA of Pimephales promelas (fathead minnow), 1352 nucleotides long. RefSeq names its product sialidase-3. NCBI's taxonomy places the organism in Eukaryota, Metazoa, Chordata, Actinopteri, Cypriniformes, Leuciscidae. The record is from RefSeq and is a predicted model, not a curated record. Gene Ontology annotation, biological process: ganglioside catabolic process; oligosaccharide catabolic process. Gene Ontology annotation, molecular function: exo-alpha-sialidase activity. Gene Ontology annotation, cellular component: membrane; intracellular membrane-bounded organelle; cytoplasm.